This is a messenger RNA of Malania oleifera, 2965 nucleotides long. RefSeq names its product probable LRR receptor-like serine/threonine-protein kinase At5g10290. Gene Ontology annotation, biological process: protein phosphorylation. The coding region runs from base 898 to 2718 and encodes 606 amino acids. Lineage: Eukaryota; Viridiplantae; Streptophyta; Magnoliopsida; Santalales; Ximeniaceae. The record is from RefSeq and is a predicted model, not a curated record. Gene Ontology annotation, molecular function: protein kinase activity; ATP binding; protein binding. The transcript has 13 exons.
UUCCCACAAGAUGCACAGACCACAGCUGGUUCCUCUCUCUCUCUCUCUCUCCCCCCAUUCCUCUGCUUGUCUGGCCCAGCUGAUGAUGACAAGGGCCGCUACCGCGAGGCCAGGCAAGCAGCAGCCAGAGCUGGCGGAAAAAAGGUAAAUUCGUAGUCUAGAAGACGACUCGGAGGUACAGGAAGCCACUCCUUCUCCUGUUGACUGCUGUAAAGUUCACUUUCUCCAUAACAGUUCUUCCUCUCGGCAACCCCCACCCGCCAUCCUCCAAAAAAAAAAAAAAUAAAAUAAAAAAAUAAAUAAUACGACUUGAAUGAUCGUAAUUAUUGAUCGAAACUUCUGUUGUUCGCGAAAUUACGAUCCAAGGAGGAGGAUCCAAGGGCAGAAACCUCUUUUUGGAUUCGCUCCCGUUGCUCGUCUCAGCUGAAUCCUUGGGAAGGCCUUACUCUGAUUUGGUCGUCCCCAUCUCAUUGCUGCUUUCCCGAGAAAAUUCGCAGUUUGAGCCGUGGAAAUGUGAGAAAAGAGUAAGGAAAUUGGAAAUUUGAGUCUUGUAGUUUUCUUUAUUUGAGACCUGCGGAAGUGAAGACUUGGAAUUUCUUGUGCUAGAAAUUCCCUGAGGAUAUAGUAGUUGAGGGACCCAGGGGAAAACAGUUGGGAGAAGAGUUUUUGGUCCCCCCUUUUACUUCGACUUCGUUUUGGCUGAACAGGAGGGUAAGGCUCUCUGGAGAUCUGCUUUUUGGGUGAUUUUGUGAAUUUGGUUGGAGCACAAUGUUGGAACUUCUGAGGGUUUUGCUACCCUUACUGGUCUUUUAUGGAGCCGGAGAUGGUACACGCUCAUGCACUUGCUGGGGAUCAUGUGUUUUAUUGCAUUGAUCACUGGGAAUAAUAUCAGUGCAGAUGGAACUGUUUCUUGCAGUUUUGAUACUGGCUUGUUUGCAUUCUUCUGUGUUGUCUGAUUCACAAGGGGAUGCACUCAUUGCAUUGAGGAGUUCGUUGAAUGCUUUGCCCAAUCAGCUUUCAGAUUGGAAUCCGAAUCAAGUUAACCCAUGCACUUGGUCCAAUGUUAACUGUGAUGUUAAUUCUGUUGUUAUUUCAGUAACAUUGUCAUCCAUGGGCUUUUCUGGAAUAUUGUCACCAAAAAUAGGAAUUCUGAGGAAUCUUUCGACACUUAAUUUGCAAGGAAAUGGCAUUACUGGCGAGAUUCCAGAAGAAUUUGGAAAUUUGUCAAGUCUGACAACCUUGGACUUGGAAAAUAAUCGCUUAUCUGGUGAAAUACCUUCUUCCCUUGGUAAUCUGAAAAAGCUUCAAUUCUUGAUUUUGGGUCAUAACAAUCUGACUGGGACAAUUCCUGAAUCACUUACAAGUCUCCCAAACGUGAUCGAUCUUCAGCUUGCAUCGAAUAAUCUCAGCGGUCAAAUACCUGAGCAUCUAUUCCAAGUUCCCAAAUACAAUUUUAGCGGAAACAAUUUGAAUUGUGGGACCAAUUCUUCACACCUUUGUGCAUCUAUUGGUAGUGGUUCAGGUGCUUCACAUAAACCAAGCAUUCCACUGAUAGUCGGAAUUGUUGGAGGAUUGGUUGCUCUUCUUUUCUUUGGAUGGUUGCUGCUUUUUAUGUGGAAGGGAAGACGCAAAGGGUACAUGCGUGAAGUUUUUGUGGACGUUCCAGGUGAAGUUGAUCGUAGAAUUGCAUUUGGGCAGUUGAAAAGGUUUGCAUGGAGGGAGUUACAACUAGCCACAGACAAUUUCAGUGAGAAAAAUGUUCUUGGGCAGGGGGGUUUUGGAAAGGUUUACAAAGGAGUGCUUGCAGAUAAUACAAAAGUUGCUGUGAAACGAUUAACUGAUUAUGAAAGUCCUGGUGGAGAUGCAGCUUUUCAGCGUGAAGUUGAGAUGAUAAGUGUAGCUGUUCACAGGAAUCUGCUACGACUGAUUGGGUUUUGUACAACACCUACAGAGCGCCUUUUGGUGUAUCCGUUCAUGCAGAACUUAAGUGUUGCCUAUUGUCUACGAGAGGUUAAACCUGGGGAACCUGUUCUGGAUUGGGUUACAAGAAAACGAGUGGCCUUGGGUACGGCACGUGGACUGGAAUACCUUCAUGAACAUUGCAAUCCCAAGAUUAUCCAUCGGGAUGUUAAGGCUGCUAAUGUGUUAUUGGAUGAAGAUUUUGAGGCAGUUGUUGGUGACUUUGGCUUGGCAAAGUUAGUAGAUGUGAGGAAGACUAAUGUGACAACCCAAGUUCGUGGGACAAUGGGACACAUAGCACCUGAAUACUUGUCCACUGGGAAGUCAUCAGAAAGGACAGAUGUUUUUGGUUAUGGGAUAAUGCUUUUAGAGCUUGUAACUGGUCAAAGGGCGAUUGAUUUCUCACGCUUGGAAGAAGAAGAUGAUGUCUUACUGCUUGAUCAUGUUAAGAAGCUGGAAAGGGAGAAAAGACUAGAUGCUAUUGUGGAUCGCAACUUAAAUAAAAAUUAUGAUAUCCUGGAUGUUGAAAUGAUCAUUAAAGUUGCGCUGCUCUGUACGCAAGGAUCGCCAGAGGAUCGACCAGCAAUGUCAGAAGUGGUACGGAUGCUAGAGGGAGAGGGACUAAAUGAGCGGUGGGAAGAAUGGCAGCAUGUUGAAGUUACACGUAGGCAAGAGGACGAGAGGUUACAGAGAAGAUUCGACUGGGGAGAAGAUUCGAUUUAUAAUCAGGAUGCUAUCGAAUUGUCUGGUGGAAGAUGAGGUGUUGAACAAAUCCAAACCCCUUCCCCCUGCACUGAGAGCAUGUGUUUCCAUUUUUUCAUAGGUUAGCUUGAUGAUGCCUUUGGUGGAGCAUAUUUGUUUUCCCAGCUCCUACUCCUUUCCUCUUGUUAUCUCCUUGUUUUUAUUUUUUUUUUGUGUGCACAUGUUUAUUAAGAGACAUGAGAUGAUGUAUUUUGUAUGACAAAGCUUUUCAAUUUUGAUAUUGAGAUAUCUAAUGAUUGCUGCA